CCAGCGCGUGGCGACUGGAACACUGGUUUAGGAUUAGAACCUGCAGGGCAAUCCUCACUCUCACUUUUCUUCUGCGCCCCUGAACCGCGGGCAAUGCCGCGCAGACACUGAGGCAGCACCGCGCUGGCUGCCGGAAAGCGAGGUGCGCGAGGCACCGGCCAUGAGCAGCUUCCAGCUGGAAGACUUUGCGGCGGGCUGGAUUGGAGGUGCAGCUAGUGUCAUUGUCGGCCACCCUCUGGAUACAGUCAAGACUCGUCUGCAGGCUGGCAUAGGCUAUGGGAGCACACUCAACUGCAUUCGCAUGGUGUACAGGAAGGAGAGUGUGUUCGGCUUCUUCAAGGGCAUGUCCUUCCCCAUGGCCAGCAUUGCAGUCUACAACUCAGUGGUUUUUGGGGUCUUCAGUAACACCCAGAGGUUCCUCAGCCAGCAUCGCUGCAGGGAGCCCGAGGCUGGCCCCAGCCGAAGCCUGUCUGACCUGCUUCUGGCCAGCAUGGUAGCCGGUGUGGUCUCUGUAGGACUGGGCGGGCCUGUGGACCUCAUCAAGAUCCGACUGCAGAUGCAAACACAGCCAUUUCGGGAAGCCAGCCAUGGUUUGAAGUCCAGGGCAGUGGCCCCUGGGGAGCAAGCAGCAUACCAGGGGCCGGUGCACUGCAUUGCAACCAUCGUGCGGACUGAGGGCCUGGCUGGACUGUACCGGGGAGCCAAUGCCAUGCUGCUGAGGGACAUCCCAGGCUAUUGCCUCUACUUUAUUCCAUACGUGUUCCUGUGUGAAUGGAUCACCCCUGAGACCUGCGCCAGCCCCAGCCCCUACGCUGUGUGGCUGGCAGGCGGCAUGGCAGGGGCAAUCUCCUGGGGGACCGCAACUCCAAUGGAUGUCGUGAAAAGUCGACUCCAAGCUGAUGGCGUCUAUUUAAACAAAUACAAAGGAGUUCUGGAUUGCAUCUCCCAAAGUUAUCAGCAGGAAGGCCUCAAAGUCCACACUGUCAGCAACAGUGAAUUUACUACAAAGAAGCAAGGAUCCUAUCACCCAUCACCAGGCUCUGUGGGCUGUGGUCGUACACUGACCUGGGAACCACUUCCUCCAUAAUCAUAAGUUCUCUGGUCCUCACCUCAGGCCAGUGCCACCGAACCAGAGGCCUGGAAGGAAGCAGCUAAUCUUGGAUCGAGCAGUCACCACCUCUUUCAGCUCUGGAUUAGAAAAACCAGGGCAAAGUAGAGUCUGUGCCCAUGGCUGUUGAAAACUCAGUGGAAAUUCACAGAGGAGCUGGAAUCAGCUCUGUGCUUCCAAAUAAAAGCACGGAAAACCCUUUA
Nannospalax galili (Upper Galilee mountains blind mole rat) is the source of this 1311-nucleotide messenger RNA. RefSeq names its product solute carrier family 25 member 48 (gene Slc25a48). Gene Ontology annotation, biological process: transmembrane transport. The transcript is spliced from 7 exons. The record is from RefSeq and is a predicted model, not a curated record. Bases 161 to 1087 code for a protein of 308 amino acids. Gene Ontology annotation, cellular component: mitochondrion. Lineage: Eukaryota; Metazoa; Chordata; Mammalia; Rodentia; Spalacidae. Gene Ontology annotation, molecular function: transmembrane transporter activity.